Molecule: messenger RNA, 2595 nt
Organism: Raphanus sativus (radish)
Lineage: Eukaryota; Viridiplantae; Streptophyta; Magnoliopsida; Brassicales; Brassicaceae
Product: E3 ubiquitin-protein ligase WAV3
Exons: 2
Coding region: 208-2376 (722 amino acids)
Source: RefSeq, a predicted model, not a curated record
CACCGUCUCUCUUUCUCUCUCCGCAGACAAACAAAGAAAGCAUUGCAAUUUGCAGACUCAUUCAUUAUUAUUUGUACCCAUCUCCUCUAUCUUAACCCAAAAAAAAUGUCUACGGAAGAUAAAAGGUGAAGGAAGGAAGAGAAGAUCUUCUCCAUCGGAUAUUCAGACAAGCCCACCUCCAAGUAUUGUUCCUGUCUGAAGAAGAAAAUGGGAAGCAAAUGGCGAAGAGCAAAGGUAGCUUUAGGUGUAAAUCUGUGCCUUUACGUUCCCAAAACGCUCGAGGAGUCAAGAACAUCCGACGACGCCGUUUCGCUUUCUCCGGUAACGGUUCCAAGACCCACGACUCCGGUUCCUUCCUCCUCUGGUCUUCGAUUGCCUCGCUCUUUUAGCAAAUCCUCAUCAAAGAAAACGUGUGCGAUAUGUUUGACGGCGAUGAAAGCUGGACAAGGCCACGCAAUCUUCACAGCGGAAUGCUCUCACUCGUUUCAUUUCCACUGCAUCACCACCAACGUCAAACACGGCAACCAGAUAUGUCCCGUCUGUCGCGCCAAAUGGAACGAGGUCCCUCUCCAGAGCACUAAUCCUAAGUCCAAGUCCCCUGUAGCUAGUAGACCAAGAGAUGAUGCUUGGAUGAUGACAAUACCACCACCACGCAGGUCGUCUCAGAACCAGCCUUCUUCACGUCCCGAGCGUCUAAGGCCAGUCUCAUCGAUCUUCAACACCGAGCCAGCUGUUUUCAACGACGACGAUUCUCUGGAACAUCAGAACCUCCCCGCCGCUGAUGAGUCUGCUGCUUUGGAGAAGUCCAAACCUGUUGGUGUUACAGGGAAGAAGCUACAAGUCAAAACGUAUCCAGAGGUUUCAGAAGUGUUGAGAUCUGUUUCGUUUAAAGACUUUGCUGUGCUCAUCAAUCUAAAAGCUCCUUCCGCUGCUUCAAAGUCCUCUUCAACAAGCUCGUCAUCUUCUUCUUCUUGCAGAGCCCCCGUUGAUCUGGUCACGGUUCUUGACGUGAGUGGAAGCAUGGCUGGAACGAAGCUAGCGUUGCUGAAACGAGCGAUGGGGUUCGUGAUACAGAACCUCGGCCCCUUCGACCGUCUCUCCGUCAUAUCAUUCUCCUCAACAGCACGCCGUAACUUCCCUCUCCGUCUCAUGAACGAGACAGGUAAACAAGAGGCGUUACAAGCGGUUAACUCCUUGGUCUCGAACGGAGGGACUAACAUCGCAGAGGGUUUGAAGAAAGGCGCCAAGGUUUUGAUCGACCGUAGAUUCAAAAACUCGGUGUCGAGCAUCGUGCUGUUAUCAGACGGUCAAGACACGUACACCAUGACUAGUCCCACCAACGGUGGUGGUGGUCGAACUGAUUACAAAACGCUUCUUCCUAAAGAGAACCGUAUCCCGGUUCACGCCUUUGGGUUCGGUGCUGACCACGACGCUUCCUUGAUGCAUUCCAUCGCUGAGAACUCUGGAGGGACGUUCUCUUUCAUAGAGUCCGAGACGGUUAUACAAGACGCCUUCGCGCAGUGCAUUGGUGGUCUUCUCAGCGUGAUGGUGCAGGAGCUUUGCGUUAGGGUUGAGUGUGUUCAUCCUUUGUUAAAGAUUGGUUCGGUUAAAGCUGGAAGCUACCGGUUUGAUACCGGUAAGGAUUCGAGAACCGGAUCUAUUGGGGUUGGUGAUCUCUACGCUGAGGAGGAGAGGAACUUCUUGGUGAAUCUUGAUGUCCCUGUUGUCAAUGGGGUUUCAGAUCAUAUGUCUUUGAUCAAGGUUCGAUGCGUUUAUAGAGAUCCGGUGACGAAAGAGACUGUUGAUUUGAACACUUUCGGCGAAGUGAAGAUUCUCAGACCGGUGGUGAUGUCGGAAGGAGGAAGAAGUGUGGUGUCGGUUGAAGUCGACAGACAGAGGAUCAGGUUGCGUGCGGCGGAAGCAAUCUCCGAAGCUAGGGUUUUAGCUGAGCGGGGUGAGUUAACGGAAGCUGUUUCGGUUCUUGAGACUUGUCGUGGGGUUUUGUCGGGGACCGUGUCGGGACGAGCGGGAGAUCCGCUGUGUGUGUCGCUGUGCGCAGAGCUGAAGGAGACGCAGGAGAGGAUGGCGAGUCGACGAGUGUACGAGACUUCGGGGAGGGCUUACGUGCUCGCGGGGCUGAGCUCGCAUUCGUGGCAGAGAGCAACGGCGAGAGGGGACAUGAGUGAUGCUACGACGAUGAGUUACCAGACGCAGUCGAUGGUGGAUAUGGUGAAUCUUUCUCAGACCAUGAACUUUGGAUGCCCUUUGGCUAGUUCUAAAGCUAACUCGAGUUCGUGUCCGAAUGCUAAUCCACCGGCGGCUAGGAGGAAACUUCGGCAGGCUCUUACUUUUCCGGCGAGGCCAAGACCUAGGUGAUUGCUUGCUGGAAGAGAUUGUGAAUUUUUCAAAUGUUUUCUUUUCUUAGUAUGAUUUGUUUUGCAAUUGGGAGGGGGUAGUUUAUGCUUAAUUUCUCAAUUUUGGGGGUAUAAGUUGAAUGAUUAGCUUCUUGUGGGGUUUGAAACAAUGAACAAGAAAAUGGGAGUAUGGGACAAAUGUGGCUUAGGUAUAUAUAUAUAUUAUUGGCAUUUUUACCAA